AGUGUAAAUUUAGACGAGCUGUAAAUUUGUCAGAUUCAAUAUAAAAAUAAUUAAAUUCAAACAGUAUGGAGGAUCUAUUCAAAAAGACAAUGAAUUACUUCAAUACAGGAUCAGUAGAUGAUGACUUUGUUGGACAAAUUGUGGAAGUAGGAGCGAUGAAAUUAAAGAUAAUGAGAAAAAUUGCAGAAGGUGGCUUUGCGAUAGUUUAUGUGGCAAAAGACAUACAGAAUGGAAACGAGUAUGCACUCAAAAGACUAUUUGGAUCAGAUAAGGAUGAGUGCAAUAAUAUUAUUAAAGAAAUCAACAUACAUAAGCAAAUAUCUGGACAUAUAAAUAUAGUUAAAUUUAUAACAGCAUCAUUUAUCGAUCGAACGAAAAAUAGUGGGCGUGCAGAAUAUCUCUUAGUCACGGAAUUGUGUCAGGGAGGUUCUUUAUAUGAUUGUCUUGAUCAGUCUUUAGAACCAGCUAUUGUACUCAAAGUCAUGUAUCAAGCCACGAAGGCAGUUGCACAUUUACAUUCACAAAAUAUCAAUCAUCGUGAUAUAAAAAUAGAAAAUUUCCUUAUCGGAAGUGAUGGAAUGUUAAAGUUGUGUGAUUUUGGCUCGUCUACAUUAGAAAGUCAUUCGCCAGAUUUGACUUGGACAACACAACAGAGAAAUAAUCUCGAGGAAUUUCUUCAGAAAUUUACAACGCCAAUGUAUCGAGCACCAGAACAGCUUGAUACAUGGAAUAAUUAUCAAAUUGGUGUCAAAACAGAUGUUUGGGCAUUAGGCUGUAUUUUAUUUUGUCUAUGUUAUAAGAAACAUCCGUUCGAGGACGGUGCAAAGUUGGGAAUUAUCAACGGAAAUUAUACAAUUCCAAAUGACUCGAGAUUUGGAUGUUUUAAUGAUAUUAUCAAAGGCUGUUUUGUCGUUGAUCCAAGUAAUCGUUUUGACGUGAAUGUCAUCCUUGAACGUCUCGGUGCAAUUUCUGAAACUAAAGGAUGGUCACUUAAAGGAGAAUUAGGCAUAAAGGGAAAGUCUUUAAAUUCACCAACACAUGAAAUUAAUAAUGGAAAUCAAAGUUCUAAUAAUAGCACUCCACCAGUUCGUCCAGCACCUCCAAUACCUGUUAUUCCACAAGUUCAGCAGCAGCAAAUAAGACAGCAACCACCAGCGGUUCCUCCACCUCCUCAAAUUAGUCAAACUGCACCACAAGCAUCUUCAAGUGGAUUAUUUUCGUCUAUUAAAGGCGGUGCUGGAAGUUUUUUGAAGAAUCUUAAAGACACGUCAUCGAAGGUCAUGCAAACUGUUCAACAAACAAUGACAAAAACAGACAUGGAUAUAAGCUUUAUUACGCAAAGAAUUAUUGUUAUGCCUUGUCCGAGUGAAGGAAUCGAGAGUGCAUACAAGACAAAUCAUAUUGAGGAUAUAAAAAUGUUUAUUGAGCAGCGUUAUCAACCAUCUAAAGUUAGUAUCUAUAAUCUUGGUCCUCGAUGUGCACGACUUCAACCACCAAUUAGAACAGUUGAAUGUGGCUUUAUUUAUGCUCCAAAUCCCCCAAAAGCUCCAAUAUUAUCUCAUAUGUAUGCAUUAGCCGAAGAUAUGUAUGGAUUCUUAAAUAAUGAUCCCAAAAAUGUAAUAAUUGUUCAAAGUCCCGACAAUGGAAAAGGAAUUUCUGCAACUAUGGUGUGUGCUUUAAUGCUUUAUGCUCAAUUAAUUCGUGAGCCAGAAGAUGCAAUGCAAAUGUUUGCAGUCAAACGAAUUCCACCAAAUAUGAGACCUUCAGAACUAAGAUAUUCUUACUAUAUGGCUGACAUAAUUCGUUCCCAUUUUCCACACAAUAAGCCAAUCACAUUAGUUUCAAUUAAUUUUAGCCCAAUUCCAAGAAUGACAAAAGCACGAGAUGGAUGUCGAUUAUACAUUGAAGUUACAGCUAAUGAUCGUGUCGCUAUUAGCACUUUACAAGAAUAUGAUAGAAUGCGCUUAUACCAUGCAUCUGAAGGCAAAGCUAAUCUUCCUUUAAAUAUUACUUUAUGUGGAGACAUUACUGUUACAUUAUAUCAUGCUAGAAAUGCAAUAGCAGGAAUUGGAAAGCCACAAAGUUUAAAAAUCUGUCAGCUACAAUUUCAUAGCGGUUUCAUUCCCGAAGAAGAAACUCUUUUAUCCUUUAAUCGAUCUGAACUUGACGACAUUCCAGACGCUGAACAUGUCCCAAAUAACUUUAAUUUAAGUCUGUCCGUUUUCGUGGGCGAUGAUGAUAGAGCUCCAGUAAGUCAACCACCUUGGUUGUCACAAAAUCAGCAGAGCCAACGUGAUCCUAAACUCUUGUUCUCAUCACAACUUGAAUAUGAAGAAAAUGUCGAUAAUUUCAUAACGAAGCCAACAAGUAAUAAUAGCACAGGAAAUGCACAUGUUCCCCCACCACGACCAUCACCUCCCAAAAGGCCUGAUCCUCCAAAGUCAGAAGACUUUACGCAAUCAUAUAGCGAUGAAGGAAAUCCCAUUGAAUCGAAAAUUAAUGACAAAUCGGAACCACCGAUAGUUGAAUUUGAUUUCUUGAAUCUUAAUAAUGACACAAAAGCUCCUGAACAACCAAAACAAGUUCCAAAAGUUAAGGAGCCAAGCUUUGACUUGUUGGGUGGAUUUGAUACAAAUUUUAGUGACCCAUUCCCAGAUAUUAUUGGCAGUGCUUUAAAUAAGCCAACUGGGCCUGUUGUUGUUAAUUCUGGUAGUAAUGGUAAUUUAGAUGACAUUUUUGGCAGUUUACCUUCAUCAUCGGCACCACCAAUUGUUCCAAGCAAAUCAAGCAAUGAUUUAAAUGGACUUAAUUUUAAUGCUGGCAGUUCUUUCCCAAAUAAAGGCACUACAAAUAAUGUAAAGAAGCAGGAAGAGGUCAAAAAAGAUCCAUUCGCAGAUCUGACGCAACUUGGUGGUGGAUUAUUCGGUAAAUCAGCAAGUAAUCCAUUCUCAGCAACUCCACAAAACUCGUCUACAAAUGCUUCACCAAGGAACAAUCCGUCAACUCCGAUUCAUCAAAUGAAAAGUCCUAAUAAUGAACCAUCGAGACCCGAUUAUAGUCGAUCACAUUUUCAGGAACCGACUCAAGCACAAGCAUCACAAAAAACAUCACAAUCUGGUGAUAUUUUCGGCGAUAUUUUAGGACAACAAGGGUAUAGUUUUGGGAAAACGACUCAAGGACCGAGAUCAAUUAAUGAAAUGAGGAAAGUUGAAUUAGUUCAAACAAUGGACCCAGAAAAGCUAAAAGUCAUGGAAUGGAUUGAAGGAAAAAGAGGGAAUGUUCGUGCUCUUCUUUGUACAGUCGAUACGAUAUUAUGGGACAAUGCAAAGUGGACAAAAUGUGAAAUGUCAUCGCUCAUGACUGCAAAUGAUGUAAAGAAAGCGUACAGGAGAUGUUGUCUGGCUGUUCAUCCUGACAAGCAUGCUGGAACCGAUAACGAGAACUUAGCUAAAUUAAUCUUUAUGGAAUUGAAUAAUGCAUUUUCAGACUUUGAAAAUGACGCGUCUAAACAAAAUCUAUUCUAAUUAUUCCUUCCUGCUUUCCAAUACUAUACACAUUUGUUAAUAUGUUUUAAGGUCUUAGACAUGUUUUACUGUAUUGACAGAUACUCGUCUACAGAUCAUUCAUCGAGCUCAUCAUUUAAGUCUUUUUGUCUGCUGAAAGCAAAGUUAUUCCUUAAUAUACUUAUUGCAUUAAAAUAUUUUACAACAUUCGUUUCAUAAACUUUUUCUUUAUGUACAAGAUUUUUUUUUAUUAUUAUUAAAUUCUUAUCAUUUUGCUCAAUAUAUUAGAAAAUAACAGGAGAUUACUGAUAUAUAUUAUAUUAUAAAUAAUAAUUCGGCUUAUACAAUUUAAAAAGCAUAAAAAAACUGUGAUUUUAUGUUUAUGUAGAUUGAAAACGAGUAUUCUAUGAAUUUAAACAGAGUGAAAACAAAAGAAGAAGGAACUUUAAGUUGAUUCUUUAAAAAAAAAUUAAAAGAGAAAUCCAAAAUAUUCAGAAUAUAUUGAUAGCAAAUGAAAAAGAAAAUAUUUAUUGUUAUAUUCUUAUUCUAUGUAAAGCAAAUAUAUUAACUUUCAUUCCAUAAAUUUUAAUGAUGAACUUCUCUCUUCGUGUUUUUAUUUUCUUGGAUCGAGGCUCCCACAGAUUAUAAUUAUUUAAAAACGAAAAGAUUGUAAUCUUUGGUAAUUCUUUCAAACAAAGAUUAUUGAAGAUUAUAAUCUUUCAUACAAAGAUUAUUGAAGAUUAUAAUCUUUCAUACAAAGAUUAUUGAA
Molecule: messenger RNA, 4272 nt
Organism: Chironomus riparius
Lineage: Eukaryota; Metazoa; Arthropoda; Insecta; Diptera; Chironomidae
Source: the annotation of a GenBank genome assembly